AUGGCUAACAGGAAGAUGUUAGCGGUGCUUGCACUCCUGCAGGUCCUGUCCCUCCACGUCCAUGGCGUCUCUGCGGCCGGCAAGCCGAAGCACAGGGCCGGCACCUGCCACAUCAGCGGCUUCCUCCACGGCAAGGCCGGCAAGUGCAACAAGAAGAACGGCUCCGACUGCUGCGUCGAGGGCCACAAGUACCCGCAGUUCAGGUGCUCGCCCCCGGUGUCCGCCAAGACGCCGGCGACCCUGACACUGAACAGCUUCGCUAAGGGGGCCGACGGCGGGGGGCCAUCGUUCUGCGACAACCGGUUCCACAAGGACAGCGAGCUAGUGGUCGCGCUGUCCUCCGGGUGGCUGCGGCUCGACGGCACGCGCCGGUGCGGCAAGAUGGUCCGCGUCCACGGGAACGGGAGGUCCGUGCUGGCGAAGGUCGUCGACGAGUGCGACUCGGUGAGCGGCUGUGAUACGGAGCACAACUUCGAGCCGCCGUGCCCCAACAACAUCGUGGACGGGUCGCCGGCGGUGUGGAAGGCGCUGGGCCUGAAGGAGAGCAUCGGAGAGUUCAAGGUUACUUGGUCCGAUGUCUGCCGUGCCAGCGGCUACCUCCCUGGCAGGUCCGGCAACUGCGAGAAGAGCAACGACCCGGACUGCUGCGUCGACGGCAAGAAGUACCCUCAGUACCACUGCUCCCCACCGGUGACAUCAAGCACCGGAGCCGUGCUGACGCUGAACAGCUUCGAGAAGGGCAAGGACGGCGGCGGCCCGUCGGAGUGCGACAACUCCUACCACAGCGACGGGGAGAUGGUCGUCGCCCUGUCCACUGGCUGGUUCAACAACAUGGCUCGUUGUGGACACCGCAUCAAGGUGACUGCAAAUGGUAACUCCGUGUACGCCAAGGUCGUGGAUGAGUGCGACUCCGUGCAUGGCUGUGAUGACGAGCACAACUACGAGGCUCCCUGCGACAACAACAUCGUUGAUGCUUCACCGGCAGUGUGGGACGCCCUGGGGCUUGACCAGAGCAUUGGUGAGCAGGACAUCACCUGGUCUGAUGAGUGA
Molecule: messenger RNA, 1050 nt
Organism: Phragmites australis (common reed)
Lineage: Eukaryota; Viridiplantae; Streptophyta; Magnoliopsida; Poales; Poaceae
Product: putative ripening-related protein 4
Exons: 2
Coding region: 1-1050 (349 amino acids)
Source: RefSeq, a predicted model, not a curated record